Messenger RNA from Drosophila teissieri, 2565 nucleotides. RefSeq lists its product as uncharacterized. Lineage: Eukaryota; Metazoa; Arthropoda; Insecta; Diptera; Drosophilidae. The record is from RefSeq and is a predicted model, not a curated record.
CGUUUGGUUGUCAAAAAGAGUAGCUUCGAAAUGCCCGGAAAAUCGAUGGGAUUUCACCACCAUAUCGAUAGUGUGCGUUGGUACCGUGGAAUGUCCGCCGUGCAGAUAAAAGCCUGUGAUGGAUUGCUGCACGCUCUACGGGAUGACAUGGCGCAGGGAUCCACGUACCGGGUGCGCCACUGUGUCCACCAGCUGGGCAUCUAUCCGCCGGUGGGAGCGUCGCAGAUCCAGGACAUCAUUGCCAUGAGUCAGGGCAGCGAUCUGGCAUUCUUGUGGUUCUUGUGGGAGUUCGGCUACAAGAGCCCGCGAAGGAGCAGAAAGGACAAUUGCAACUUGGACUCGGAUCACUAUACGGUGAACGAACAGUUGCUGUUGUCCGGAAUUGCCCAUUUGGAUAUGCCGUCCACCCUGAGAGCCUUGGAUGCCUUGCUGCCACCUGCCACUCAAGCAAAAAAGCUCCACUCGCAAGUUAAAACUGCACAGAGUUCUUCGAAGACAACCCGCCCAAAGCCAAAAAACUAUGCCCUGCCAUAUUUUGCUCCUCAGGUUCGACCUCGUGAGUAUAUCCCGAAAUCCAAAUACCGGCCACCCGAGACCAAGGUUUGCUUUCCGGAAUAUUCGCAUUAUAAGGAUCGGUUGCACCGAAUCCCAAAUGAGGGGCCUCGUUGGUUUGCCCAGUACCGAUUGUGUCCUGCUAAACGAAUGGUAGCCAAGUUGCUCACAAAGGAGCUCGACGGGCUCUCCUUGCAAUCUGACAAUUAUGAUUUGGAGGACAAUGAUCCCAUAUGCGAGACUCAUCGGUUCUUAAAGGAGGCGGAGAAUUUGCAAAAACCGGAGAAAAUCUACAACCAGCGAUGUCUAGCUCAGCUGGAUGUGCCAGGGGAUGAGUUGAAAGCUCGCCGGAAACGCAUCUUACAGGAUAUAGAAAACAAUGUUAAAUGGGCGAGUAAUAGGAUUGGUAGGCAAAUGAAAAGACCUACAAGUCAAGACACUAAGAGAAAAAAGGCUGAUUCCACCAUGGUGAUGGGGUUGGGUAUCGAAGAGAAUCCCAGGUUGCAUUCGUAUGCCCAUUCAAUGGAUAACUCGAUCAGGGUUAUGCUCAUGAAGGGAAACAAGGCCCAUCGCUGUGGAGCAGGUGACUGUGAAAUCCUGGAUGUGGACGUGAAAGGUUCUACGGAAAUAAAUAUGAAACCACAAUGUAAAAGUACUAGGAGUAGUGACAAUAGCCGAUAUUUACCACCGCAAAAACGGAUAUCAAUUGAAAAAUCAAUCGAGGAGCCACCUAGUUUGCCAACUUCCAAGUUUAAGAAACUCGCAGAUCUUAUUCCCGCUUGCAGUCGAACUCUGCGCUUGAAAAGAUCAUUCACAAAGUGUCCUGCAGAAGAGAGCUUCACAAAGAGGACUAUUGCUGGCUUUCAGUUGGACCACCACAAGGUAUACGAUAUCCCAUCGCCUCCUGUAGAGCCCUUGCCAUGGGAGGAUAAGGUCCUAGACUUGGAGGACAAGCGACCUGUGAUCGAAAGGAUCUGCAUUGAUGCCCUUGGGAAUGGCGAAACAAAGUCCAAGAAGGAGUUGCAGCGAAAUAAAUUCAUUCCGUCAGUUUCAAGGGCAGCUGCCAAUUGUGCAGUGGAUAUGUUCCGUACAAAAGUAGCAGAAACCACGGAGAAUCCAGCUGAUAAGCAUCCAAAACAGAAUAAGGAAAUACUCAUCGAUCCUGAUAACGACGAGCAGAUUGAAAAUCUUCUGAAGGAAGCUCUUGGGGUUCUCCGUGGCAAUCGCCAGUACGUGCUAGCCACCUUCUCCAAUGCCCACAAGAUGCCGGUGCUCCUUGAUUGGGUGGCGAAUCGCUAUGGGAAGUCGUACAACCGGGCUGCGAUGAACUCCCUCGUGAAGAACUCCUUCCGGAUAUACGAGACCGUCUACCAAUCUGAGAAAGGGCACAAGCAGGAUGUGUUGAGACUGAAGAGAUCUGUGACGGGUCUGGGUGCUUCCAUCAACUAUGCCAGCCACAAGAAGUUCAUGUCCCAAGUCAGCCAGAGGAAGGCCGAGUACAACGAGAAGCUGAAUGAACUGGCACUGGAGCAGACGCGUCUGGCCUGGCUGGCAAUGCGAGGAUACUCGCACCUGGGCGGCAACAUCAAGGACGCCUUCUUCGCCUACAUGCCCGCCAGGCGGCAGGACAUCAAGCGCCAGCAUGUUUGGAAAUCCUAUGACUACAGGGAUAUGGUGAAACUUCGGCUGAUAUCGCGGCCAAUGAGCAUCUGAAAUAUGGUGAUUUCCAAUUGCAAACGUGUUUUUCGCUCUGUCAUUUGGAAACCCCAUCCUCAAGGUCUGGUUCUACAGGGCAGAUCGAAAAACAUGCAUGUCCAUGGCUAUCAUGGUUUUCAUUCUGCCAUUUGGAAUCCCCAUUACAUUCUCUGGUUUGCGUAUAUCUCGUGAUCUGCUUAGUGGCUGGUACACUCGGAAAAUCAUUCAAUGCAAUUUGUCAUUCGCCAUUGCGGCCAACUACUUAUGUAAACCAAACUAUGUAUAAUCCCAAUUAAAAAUGCUGAUGCCCAACUAAAA